Jatropha curcas is the source of this 1951-nucleotide messenger RNA. NCBI's taxonomy places the organism in Eukaryota, Viridiplantae, Streptophyta, Magnoliopsida, Malpighiales, Euphorbiaceae. The record is from RefSeq and is a predicted model, not a curated record.
UAAAUACUCAAAAGCAACUGAUACGAUUGUUUUGUCUCAGUCUCUAGUUGAUUCCAACAAUAGCAUCUUGGUUUCGAACAAUGGAAUGUUUGAAUUUGGUUUUUUUAGUCCUGGAACUUCCAGCAAUCGUUAUAUUGGAAUCUGGUACAAGAUUGAUCCUGCAACUGUUGUUUGGGUUGCAAACAGGCUCAAUCCAAUAAAUGACUCUUCAGGAAUUUUGAUUCUAGAUAAUACAGGAAAUCUCACACUUGUUAGUAAGAACAAGAGUGUUAUUUGGUCAUCAAAUUUAGAGAAAAUAGUGCGGAAUCCAGUAGCACAGCUUCUUGAUUCAGGUAACUUAGUCAUCAGGGAUGAAAAGGAGAGCGAUUCUGAAAGAUUUUUGUGGCAAAGUUUUGACUAUCCUUCUGAUACAUUACUUCCAGGAAUGAAGAUUGGAUGGGACGUAGAGACCGGACUAAAUCGGCGUCUAUCAGCCUGGAAGAACUUGAGUGAUCCUUCUCCUGGAGACUUCACUUGGGGAAUGGUGUUAAGUGGUAAUCCUGAAGGAUUUUUAUGGAAAGGCUCGAAAAAAUAUUAUCGAAGUAGUCCAUGGAAUGGUAUUGGAAAUAGUGGUUCUCCAAACUUGAAAGAAAAUCAGCUUUAUGAGUUCAGUUUUAUCUCUAAUGAAAAAGAGGUGUACUAUACUUAUAACCUGAAAAACAGAUCUGCCAUGUCAAGGAUUGUUUUGAAUCAAACUAGUUAUUUGCGGGAAAGAUACACUUGGAACGAAGAAAGUCGAACUUGGGAAUUGUAUACGUUUGUGCCAAGAGACUAUUGUGAUAGAUAUGGGCUAUGUGGUCCUUAUGGAAAUUGUAUCAGUACUGAAUCACCAGUUUGUCAAUGUUUAAAAGGUUUUGUCCCCGCUUCACCUGAAAAUUGGAAUUCUGCAGAUUGGUCUCAUGGGUGUGUGAGAAAUAAUCCACUGAAAUGCCAUAAUGGAGAAGGAUUCGUUAAAUUUGUUGGCUUGAAAUUGCCUGAUACUACUAGUUCGUGGGUGAAUAGAAGUAUGAAUCUUAAGGAAUGUAGGGCUAAAUGCUUACAGAACUGUUCAUGCAUAGCUUACACUACUUUCGAUGUAAGGGCACAAGGCAGUGGCUGUGCUAUUUGGUUUGGUGAUCUGAAUGAUAUGAGAACUUCUAAAUCAGGGCAGGAUCUAUAUGUUCGCAUGUCUGCUUCAGAUUUAGAGGAAAAAAUUGAGCCUAAGAAGAAAAUAAUGAUUAUAGUUGCAAUUGUCGUCACCUUGUGUUUUGGCAUGCUUAUCAUUUGCUACUGCGUUCGCAAAAGCAAAGCAAGAGUAAAAGAGAAAAGAGAAAGCGAGGAAAAUGAUGAUAAGGAGCAUAGCGAGCAAGAACAGCAGGACUUGGAGCUACCAUUGCUUGAUCUAACUGCAAUAACUAAUUCCACCAACAAUUUUUCUAAUGAUAACAAGCUAGGGGAAGGUGGUUUUGGGCCAGUUUACAAGGGUACAUUAAUGGAUGGGCAGGAGAUAGCUGUAAAGAGGUUAUCAAAGAAUUCUGGACAAGGGUUGCAAGAAUUCAAAAAUGAAGUAAUUCUUAUAGCUAAGCUUCAACAUCGAAAUCUCGUAAAGCUUCUUGGUUGUUGCAUUCAAGGAGACGAGAAGAUUCUGAUUUAUGAAUACAUGCCAAAUAAAAGCCUUGACAAUAUCAUUUUUGAUCAAAGGAAAGGUGACCUACUUGAUUGGUCCAAGCGUUUCAACAUUAUUUGUGGGAUUGCACGGGGACUUCUUUAUCUUCAUCAGGAUUCUAGAUUGCGAAUUAUACAUAGAGAUCUCAAAGCAAGUAACGUUUUACUGGACAAGGAUAUGAAUCCCAAAAUCUCAGAUUUUGGCAUGGCUAGAACAUUUGGAGGUGAUCAAACUGAAGGAAAUACAAAUCGAGUGGUUGGCACUUAG